Molecule: messenger RNA, 5425 nt
Organism: Teleopsis dalmanni
Lineage: Eukaryota; Metazoa; Arthropoda; Insecta; Diptera; Diopsidae
Product: spectrin beta chain
Exons: 3
Biological process (GO): neuron development; actin cytoskeleton organization
Cellular component (GO): cortical actin cytoskeleton; cell projection; cell junction
Molecular function (GO): actin filament binding
Source: RefSeq, a predicted model, not a curated record
CUCAGUUGAGAUAAACAGUGCAUGGAUUACAUAUGAUUGGGGUUGAAUAUAUAUUGGGAUGUACACUCAUAUUUAAACACGAGAUAUGACGACAGAUAUAUCAAUUGUCCGAUGGGACCCCAGCCAGGGUCCUAGCAACGAGUAUAUAGAUGAAUAUGAGUAUGAUGGUGGCAAUUCAAGUUCACGUUUAUUUGAACGAUCUCGGAUUAAAGCGUUGGCUGAAGAAAGAGAAAAUGUUCAGAAAAAAACAUUUACAAAGUGGGUCAAUUCUCACUUGUGUCGAGUGAAUUGCAGAAUUUCUGACCUUUAUGUUGAUAUGCGUGAUGGAAAACAUAUAAUAAAGUUAUUAGAAGUUUUAUCGGGUGAACGUUUACCCAAGCCAACAAAAGGCAAAAUGAGAAUUCACUGUUUAGAGAAUGUGGAUAAAGCAUUGCAAUUUUUACGAGAACAGCGAGUUCAUUUAGAAAAUAUUGGAUCACAUGAUAUAGUUGAUGGCAAUGCAUCACUUAAUUUGGGUUUAAUUUGGACAAUCAUAUUAAGAUUUCAGAUUCAAGACAUUACCAUAGAAGAAGUUGACAACAAAGAAACUAAGUCAGCAAAAGAUGCCUUACUUCUUUGGUGUCAAAUGAAAACUGCAGGUUAUUAUAAUGUCAACGUUAGAAAUUUUACCACAUCAUGGAGAGAUGGACUGGCAUUUAAUGCUAUAAUACAUAAACAUCGUCCAGAUUUACUUCAGUUUGAAAAACUAUCGAAAAGCAACGCAAUUCAUAAUUUAAAUAAUGCAUUUGAUAUUGCUGAAGAUAAACUUGGUCUUGCAAAAUUACUUGACGCAGAGGACGUUUUCGUUGAACAUCCAGAUGAGAAAUCAAUUAUAACUUAUGUAGUUACUUAUUACCACUACUUCAGCAAACUUAAACAAGAAACUGUUCAGGGAAAACGUAUUGGAAAAGUAGUGGGAAUAGCAAUGGAAAAUGAUAAAAUGAUUCAAGAUUAUGAAAAUUUUACCAGUGAUCUUUUAAAGUGGAUUGAAACUACAAUUGAUACACUUGGCGAACGUGAUUUUGUGAAUUCUCUAGUUGGUGUACAAGGACAACUCGCACAGUUUUCUAAUUACCGAACUAUUGAAAAACCACCUAAAUUUGUUGAAAAAGGAAAUUUAGAAGUCCUACUAUUUACAUUACAAUCAAAAAUGCGUGCAAAUAACCAAAAACCUUACACACCCAAAGAGGGCAAAAUGAUUUCUGAUAUUAAUAAAGCUUGGGAGCGUUUAGAAAAAUCUGAACAUGAACGUGAAUUAGCUCUUCGAGAAGAAUUAAUUCGACAAGAAAAGUUAGAACAGCUUGCAGCACGUUUCGAUCGUAAAGCCUCAAUGCGUGAAACUUGGUUAUCCGAAAAUCAAAGACUUGUCAGUCAAGACAACUUUGGGUUUGAUCUUGCAGCAGUUGAAGCUGCAGCUAAAAAACAUGAAGCUAUUGAAACAGAUAUAUUUGCCUACGAAGAACGAGUACAAGCUGUUGUAGCUGUUUGCGAUGAGUUGGAAUCAGAACGCUAUCAUGACGUCAAACGUAUAUUACUUCGUAAAGAGAAUGUGAUGCGGUUAUGGAAUUAUUUAUUAGAAUUACUUAGAGCACGAAGAAUGCGCUUAGAAAUUUCUUUACAAUUACAACAGAACUUUCAAGAAAUGUUGUAUAUUUUGGAUAAUAUGGAGGAAAUCAAGCAAUUACUUUUAACCGACGAUUAUGGCAAACAUUUGAUGGGUGUGGAAGAUCUGCUUCAAAAGCACUCACUUGUUGAAGCUGAUAUCAACAUUCUUGGUGAACGUGUCAAAGUUGUUGUUCAAAAUUCGCAAAAAUUCCUUAGUGAUGACAUAGAAUCAUAUAAACCUUGCGAUCCUGAUAUCAUUGUGAGUCGUGUACAGCAGCUAGAAGAUGCAUAUGCUGAGCUUGUACGUUUAGCAGUUGAACGUCGAAGUCGAUUAGAAGAAAGUAGAAAACUAUGGCAGUUCUAUUGGGACACAGCAGAUGAAGAAAACUGGAUUAAAGAAAAGGAACAAAUUAUGUCAACGGACGAAAUUGGACAUGAUUUAACUACUGUUAAUUUACUUUUAAGUAAACAUAAAGCUUUGGAGUCGGAAAUAACUUCACAUGAUUCUCAACUUCAAAAUGUAGCAAAGAUUGGCGCAGAAUUAAUAACCGAAGGACAUUUUGGAGCAGAUCGUAUUAAAGAUCGUUUAAAAGAAAUUUUAUCUAAGUGGGAUCACUUAUUAGAUAUUACGAAGUAUAGACGACAGCGGCUGGAAAAUGCCGUCGAAUAUUUUCAAUUAUUCGCAGAUGCCGAUGAUGCAGAUAAUUGGAUGUUAGAUACAUUAAGAAUUGUAUCAAGUGAAGAUAUUGGUCGAGAUGAGGCUAAUGUGCAAUCUUUAUUAAAGAAGCAUAAGGAGGUUGCAGAUGAACUUAAAAACUAUGAAGAAGUUGUAGACAUUCUUCACAAACAAGGCAAUUCAUUAAAAUUAAAUGAAACCGAAAAAGUAAAUGUAGAUAAACGUCUUUUAGCAAUAGAAACACGAUAUAAGGAACUAACUGAGUUAGCAAAGUUGCGAAAACAACGUCUUUUGGAUGCAUUAAGUCUCUAUAAACUUAUGUCGGAAGCUGAUGGUGUUGAACAAUGGAUUAGAGAAAAAACAAAAAUGCUUGAUACUAUGGUACCAGGUAAAGAUAUUGAAGAUGUUGAAAUUAUGAAGCAUCGGUUUGAAGGUUUUGAUAAAGAAAUGAAUGCUAACGCUUCACGAGUAGCAGUAGUAAAUCAAUUAGCUAGACAAUUGUUGCAUGUGGAGCAUCCAAAUUCAGAUGAAAUACUUGAGCGGCAGAAUCACCUCAAUCAGGAAUGGUCUUUAUUGCGCGAAAAAUCAGAAGCCAAAAUGGACGACCUUAAAGCCGCACAUGGGGUCCAAACAUUUUAUAUUGAGUGUCGUGAAACUAUUUCAUGGAUUGAAGAUAAAAAAAGAAUUCUUACUGAAACUGAUAGUUUAGAAAUGGAUUUAACUGGUGUUAUGACAUUGCAGAGACGUCUUAGUGGUAUGGAGAGAGAUUUAGCUGCAAUUCAAGCAAAAUUAUCAAGUCUUGGAAAGGAAGCUAAUGGUAUUGAAUCCGAUCAUCCUGAGGAAGCUCAAAUAAUUCGUGACAAAAUUGCGCAAAUCGAACUUAUUUGGGAACAAUUGACACAUAUGCUUAAAGAACGAGAUUCUAAACUUGAAGAAGCUGGAGAUUUACAUCGGUUCCUACGCGAUUUAGAUCAUUUUCAAACGUGGUUAACAAAAACACAAACCGAUGUAGCAUCAGAAGACACUCCUACAUCAUUACAAGAAGCCGAGAAAUUACUUAAUCAGCAUCAAUCUAUUAGGGAAGAAAUUGAUAACUAUACUGAAGAUUACAAAAAUAUGAUGGAAUAUGGUGAACGUUUGACAUCAGAAUCUAGCACAUCAGAUGAUCCACAAUACAUGUUUUUGCGGGAACGAUUAAAUGCGUUGAAAAAUGGGUGGGAGGAUUUGCAUCAAAUGUGGGAAAAUCGACAAGUUCUUUUAUCACAAAGUCUUGACCAACAAUUAUUCAAUCGCGAUGCUAGACAAACAGAAGUACUGCUUAGUCAACAGGAACAUUUUCUAAGCAAAGACGAUACACCUGUAAACUUAGAGCAAGCUGAAAAUCAACUAAAACGUCAUGAAGCUUUUCUUACAACUAUGGAAGCAAAUGAUGAUAAAUUAAAUACUUUAUUACAAGUAGCUGAUUCCUUGAUUGAAAAGGAGCAUUUUGAUUCAGAUAAGAUCGGUAAAAGGGCAGAAAAUAUUGGAAUUCGACGAGAUGACAAUCGUGAGCGUGCUUUAGACCAACAUGAGAAACUUAAAAACCAAGUUAAGCUCCAUGAAUUUUUACAAGAUUUAGAGGAACUGACCGAAUGGGUGCAAGAAAAAUAUGUUACUUCACAAGAUGAAACAUACCGAAGUGCUAAAACUAUACAUUCAAAAUGGACAAGACAUCAGGCAUUUGAAGCAGAGGUUUCUGCUAAUAAAGAACGAUUAUUUGAAGCAGAAAGAGCAGCUCAAGAACUAUCAAAAGAAAAACCUGAAUUUAAAGACGUUAUUGAGCCCAAACUUAUUGAACUUGCUAAACAAUUUGAUGACCUUGAGGUUCACACAAAAGAGAAAGGAGCCGUACUGUUCGAUGCAAAUCGUGAAGUCUUAGUACAACAAACAUGCGAUGAUAUCGAUUCAUAUAUUACAGAGCUUGAAAAGCAAAUUGUAAAUGCGGAUACUGGGAAUGAUUUGACUUCUGUUAAUAUUCUUAUGCAAAAACAACAAGUAAUUCAAACACAAAUGGCAGUUAAAGCACGUCAAGUUGAAGAAAUCGAUAAACAAACAGAAUAUUUGCAGAAAACAGUCCCGGAAGAAAAAAUUGAACCUAUUGUAGUAAAGAAAACAGCAGUUCUUGAGCGGUUUGAAAAAAUUAAAGCUCCUCUUGUUGAACACCAAAAACAGUUAGAAAAGAAAAAAGAAGCAUUUCAGUUUUGUCGCGAUAUUGAAGAUGAGAAACUUUGGAUUGAUGAGAAACUACCUGUGGCCAAUUCAAAGAAUUAUGGAAAUUCACUAUUUAAUGUGCAUGUCUUGAAAAAAAAGAAUCAAUCACUUUCUACAGAAAUUGAUAAUCAUGAACCAAGAAUAAUGUCCAUAUGUCAUAAUGGCAGAAAACUAAUCGAUGAAGGUCAUGAAGAUUCUAAGAAGUUUGAGAGUUUAAUUAGUGACUUAACACAAAAAUGGCAGGAACUUAAGGAUGCAAUUGAACAACGUAAGAAACAUUUGUUGGAGUCAGAAAAAGUACAACAAUACUUCUUUGAUGCACAAGAAGCUGAAUCUUGGAUGAGUGAAUUGGAAUUAUAUAUGAUGGUAGAGGACCGUGGUAAAGAUGAAAUUAGCGCGCAGAACUUAAUGAAAAAGCAUGAAAAUCUCGAACAGUCUGUAGAAGAUUACGCAAAUACUAUUCGUCAGCUGGGUGAACUUGCUCGUCAAUUCAAUGCAGAUGAUGUUUCUAGUGGCGAUGCUGUUGCAGUUAAACAGUCUCAACUAGAUAAACUGUAUGCCGGCCUAAAAGACCUUGCUGGAGAACGUCGAGCAAGAUUAAAUGAAGCUUUACAGUUAUUUAUGUUAAGCCGGGAAGUUGAUGACUUAGAACAAUGGAUAUCGGAUAGAGAAGUUGUGGCUGGAUCUCAGGAACUCGGUCAAGACUUUGACCAUGUUACACUGCUUUCAGAAAGAUUUAGUGAGUUUGCACGUGAUACUGAAUCGGUUGGAGGAGAACGAGUUGCGAAAGUUAAUACAAUUGCUGACAAUUUAAUAACUGCAGGACAUUCCGAUUCUGCAACUAUUGCAGAAUGG